Messenger RNA from Mesocricetus auratus (golden hamster), 2718 nucleotides. RefSeq names its product plasminogen (gene Plg). Bases 38 to 2464 code for a protein of 808 amino acids. Gene Ontology annotation, cellular component: extrinsic component of plasma membrane. Gene Ontology annotation, molecular function: serine-type endopeptidase activity; signaling receptor binding. Gene Ontology annotation, biological process: proteolysis. The transcript has 19 exons. NCBI's taxonomy places the organism in Eukaryota, Metazoa, Chordata, Mammalia, Rodentia, Cricetidae. The record is from RefSeq and is a predicted model, not a curated record.
CACAGUUUCCCAGGUGCUGUUGUUGGCCAGUCCCAACAUGGACCAUAAGGAAGUAGUCCUUCUAUUUCUCUUGUUUCUGAGAUCAGGCCAAGGGGUCUCCCUGGACGGCUAUGUAAGCACACAAGGGGCUUCGCUCUUCAGCGUCACCAAGAAGCAGGUGGGGGCGGGAAGCAUAGCGGACUGUGCAGCUAAAUGCGAAGAGGAAACAGGAUUCAUCUGCAGAUCAUUCCAGUACCACAGCAAAGAGCAGCAAUGUGUGAUCAUGGCCGAGAACAGCAAGGCUUCCUCCAUCAUCCGCAUGAGAGAUGUCAUCUUAUUCGAAAAGAGAGUGUAUCUGUCAGAAUGUAGGACUGGCAUCGGGAAGAACUACAGAGGGACCAUGUCCAAGACGAAGAGUGGCGUCACCUGCCAGAGAUGGAGUGCCACGUCCCCCCAUGCACCCAACUACUCCCCCACUACACACCCCAACGAGGGACUGGAGGAGAAUUACUGCAGGAACCCAGACAAUGACGACAAGGGACCUUGGUGCUACACGACAGACCCAGACAAGAGAUUUGACUACUGCGACAUCCCCGAGUGUGAAGAAGAAUGCAUGCACUGCAGUGGAGAAAAGUACGAGGGGAAAAUCUCCAAGACCAUGUCUGGACUUGACUGCCAGCCCUGGGACUCGCAGAGCCCACACGCUCACGGAUAUAUUCCUGCCAAAUUUCCAAACAAGAACCUGAAGAUGAAUUAUUGUCGCAACCCUGAUGGAGAGCCUCGCCCCUGGUGCUUCACCCAAGACCCCAACAAACGCUGGGAAUACUGUGACAUCCCCCGCUGCACAACACCCCCACCCCCUUCUGGUCCAACCUACCAAUGUCUGAAGGGACGAGGUGAGAACUACCGAGGGACCGUGUCUGUCACUGUGUCCGGGAAAACCUGUCAGCGCUGGAGUGAGCAGAGCCCUCAUGAGCACAACAGGACACCAGAAAACUUCCCCUGCAAAAAUCUGGAAGAAAACUACUGUCGGAACCCGGAUGGAGAAACUGCUCCGUGGUGCUACACCACCGACGGAGAAGUGAGGUGGGAAUACUGUGAGAUCCCGUCCUGUGACUCAUCGCCAGAACUUUCUGAUGCCUCAGUUCUACCAGAGCAAACACCCGUGGUCCAGGAAUGCUACCAAGGCAAUGGGCAGAGCUAUCGGGGCAAAUCGUCCACCACCAUCACAGGGAAAAAGUGCCAGUCCUGGACCUCCAUGACUCCUCACCAGCAUCAGAAGACCCCAGAGAAGUUCCCAAAUGCUGGCUUGGAAAUGAACUACUGCAGGAACCCAGAUGGUGACAAGGGCCCUUGGUGCUUCACCACUGACCCCAGUGUCAGGUGGGAAUACUGCAAUCUGAGGAGAUGCUCUGAGACAGGAGGGAGCGGUGCAGAGUCACCCACAGUCCCCCAAGUUCCAAAUGAGCAAACUACCUCUGAGCCAGACUGCAUGUCUGGGAACGGUAAAGACUAUCGGGGCAAAGUGGCCGUCACCGCAGCUGGCACUACCUGCCAGGAAUGGGCUGCCCAGGAGCCCCACAGACACAGCAUCUUCACCCCACAGACAAACCCCCGGGCAGGUCUGGAAAAGAACUACUGCAGAAACCCAGAUGGCGAUGUAAAUGGUCCUUGGUGCUAUACAAUGAACCCCAGAAAGCUUUAUGAUUACUGUGACGUCCCAAUGUGUGUAUCGUCGUCAUAUGAAUGUGGGAAGCCCCAGGUGGAGCCGAAGAAAUGCCCCGGGAGGGUGGUGGGUGGCUGUGUGGCCAAUGCACACUCCUGGCCCUGGCAAGUCAGUCUCAGAACAAGAUUUGGUGGACAGCACUUCUGCGGAGGGACUUUAAUAUCCCCGGAGUGGGUCCUGACUGCUGCGCACUGCUUGGAGAAAUCUUCAAGACCCGCGUUCUACAAGGUUGUCCUGGGUGCUCACGAAGAGGAUAUUCGAGGGUCAGAUGUCCAGCAAAUAGAAGUGAAGAAUCUGUUCUUGGAGCCCACCCGAGCUGACAUCGCCCUGCUGAAGCUAACCCGCCCUGCCACCAUCAACGACAAAGUCAUUCCGGCGUGUCUGCCGUCGCCAAAUUACGUGGUUGCCGACCGGACGCUAUGCUACAUCACUGGCUGGGGAGACACUAAAGGGACCUUCGGUGCCGGCCUUCUCAAGGAGGCGCAGCUGCCCGUCAUCGAAAACAAGGUGUGCAACCGCUAUGAGUACCUCAACGGCAGAGUCAGGUCCACAGAGCUCUGUGCCGGGAUUCUGGCUGGUGGCACCGACAGCUGCCAGGGUGACAGCGGAGGACCUCUGGUCUGCUUCGAGAAGGACAAGUACAUUUUACAAGGAGUCACUUCUUGGGGUCUUGGCUGUGCUCACCCCAAUAAGCCCGGUGUCUAUGUUCGUGUUUCACGGUUUGUUAGCUGGAUAGAAGGAGUCAUGAGAGAUAAUUAAUUGGGCGGGAGGCAGAGCAAAACAUCUCCUCACUAAAACGUCCUAGAAGCUGGAAUGUGGGGAAGGGACUUAUGUUGCUUGGAAAUAGACAGUAAUCAAACAGAGACACUACCCUGAACCCCUGCCUCCUGUCACCCCUCAGACCCUUUUUUGUAUUAUUGUGGCUAAAUUUUUUUCCUGUCCGUGGACUUCUGGACUUUGUGAUAAUAGACCAACACUGCUAUGGCAUUUGUUGAAAAUAAACUCUAUACUUA